This is a messenger RNA of Nipponia nippon (crested ibis), 1865 nucleotides long. NCBI's taxonomy places the organism in Eukaryota, Metazoa, Chordata, Aves, Pelecaniformes, Threskiornithidae. The record is from RefSeq and is a predicted model, not a curated record.
AGGUUGUUCAUCUCUAAGGAGGAGCAACACCCAAACUGCAGGGAAAUACGUCGUGCGGAAAAUUAGGAAGACUCCUUUUUUUCUUGGGAGAAGCUGAUUUCCUUCGGCAAGUGGGGGACGGUGGAGAAAAUGAAGCCGAGCCCACGGUUUUUCUUAGCUGGUUUUCUGUCUUUGAUUCUGCAGACGGGGAUUUGCCAUGGGAUAAAAUGGAUAGCUCUGUCCAAGACUCCCUCGGCUUUGGCCCUGAAUCAAACCCAGCACUGCAAGCAGCUCGAAGGCUUGGUGGUUUCCCAGGUGCAGCUUUGCCGCAGCAACCUGGAGCUAAUGCAGACCAUCAUCCAGGCAGCACGGGAAGUGAUAAAGACCUGCCGUAAAACUUUCUCAGACAUGCGGUGGAACUGUUCUUCCAUUGAGCUGGCUCCUAACUACCUGCUGGACUUAGAGAGAGGCACAAGGGAGUCAGCAUUUGUGUAUGCCCUUUCUGCUGCUGCCAUCAGCCACACCAUUGCCAGAGCCUGCACCACCGGGGACCUCCCUGGCUGUUCCUGUGGUCCCAUCCCAGGUGAGACACCUGGACCUGGGUAUCGAUGGGGAGGAUGUGCAGACAACCUCAACUAUGGUCUUAUCAUGGGGUCCAAAUUUUCAGAUGCUCCCAUGAAGAUGAAAAAAUCAGGAUCACAAGCCAAUAAACUGAUGCAUCUGCACAACAGUGAAGUAGGGAGACAGGUCUUGAAAGCCUCUCUUGAAAUGAAAUGUAAAUGCCAUGGAGUUUCUGGGUCAUGCUCUAUCAAGACCUGUUGGAAAGGCCUUCAAGAGCUGCGAGACAUUGCAUUGGACCUCAAAAACAAGUAUUUAUCAGCCACCAAGGUCGUUCACCGGCCCAUGGGCACACGCAAAUACCUUGUGCCAAAGGAUAUUGAUAUCAGGCCAGUUAAAGAGACAGAGCUGAUCUACCUGCAGAGCUCGCCCGAUUUCUGCAUGAAGAACGAGAAAGUGGGGUCACACGGGACCCAGGACAGGCAAUGCAAUAAGACCUCCAAUGGGAGCGACAGCUGUGACUUGAUGUGCUGCGGCAGAGGCUACAACCCCUACAUGGACAAAGUGGUGGAGCGAUGCCACUGCAAGUACCACUGGUGCUGCUACGUGACCUGUAAAAAGUGCGAGAGGACUGUCGAGAGAUAUGUGUGCAAAUGAAAACCCUCCUCUCUCCACCCAGGAGCUGAGACGCCAGUGGCACCCCAGCACUAUUCAGAGAAGAGAAAACAUUUCCCCGACUAGACGUCGUUUAUCUUGUAAAGACACAGACUUGAAGAAAGAUGGUAGGAGGAAAAAAAAGCAAUCACACCAGUAAAAAUAAGACCCUUAAAAAAUCCAACCAAACCCACAAACGUUUCCCCCCACCAAUAAAAUGCUCUCUGAGAAGUCAAAAACUCAUUUGGGAUGGCAUCUCUUCCAAAAUAUUUCCUGUGGCUGCCAAUGACGUCCAGCCACCAAGUGCCUUAAUAUUUUGAGAAACAAAAGUAGAAAUUUUCCCCGGGGAAGAAAAGCAACUCUUGUUUGAAAAUAACUAAGGCUCACACCUGCCUAUGCUUUCUAGCACAGGUACUGAGUCUGCAUUAGGACCAUCCCAGAAGGGAAAAUGCUGCAACUUUUCAGCAAUAACUGCCUUUGUUGCCAAAGACUCAAUUUUUAACACGGAAGCAUCCACUCCAGAUGAUAAAGGUGGAAAGAUUUCAGGUCAAUCCCUUGAAAUGAACAACUCAUUUUAACCUUUCUUUUUACGCAGGUCUGUGACUUUGAAGUUACUGCUGCAGGAAAAGCUGUCCAUGAUUUUUCCGGGCUGGAUGGGGUUUGAAAUUCACCCA